Messenger RNA from Apiotrichum porosum, 2676 nucleotides. RefSeq lists its product as uncharacterized. The transcript is spliced from 3 exons. Lineage: Eukaryota; Fungi; Basidiomycota; Tremellomycetes; Trichosporonales; Trichosporonaceae. The record is from RefSeq and is a predicted model, not a curated record. Bases 1 to 2676 code for a protein of 891 amino acids.
AUGCGCCUCGCCGCACUCACUCGCUGGACCCUCGGGGCUCUGCUGGCGGGCGCUGCCCUCGCACAGGACAACAGCACCAACAGCGCCUCGGCGUCCUCGCAGGCUGCGUCUAGCGGAGCCUCAGGCUCAGCUUCGGCGUCUACCUCGGCGCUCGCCUCCAACGUCGUGGUGACGACCAUUACGUCCCUCAGUGCCGGACCAAGCACCACCUCCACAGCGACGUUUGUCCUCACGCUCACGCUCGCCAACAAUGCCACGGCAACAGCCAGCACCACCGCAAACACUACUACCGUGAGCCCGAACGGGGCCGUCACCACCAACGGAACCGAGACAAACGGCACGGCAGGCACAAACAGCACUGUGGGCGGCAACACGACGGUGGUGUGGAACGACACCAUGUCGUACCUGCCCUUUUCGCCCAAGCUGGACGCUGCAUACGGUGUCGGCGGCGCACUGCUCAUCAUCACCGGCAUCCCGGUGGCCACGCUCGGGGGCCGCAACCGGUGGUCUGCGCUCGCGAUUGUGUCCGGGUACAGUUUUGGCCUGUUCUGUAUGGUUUGCAUCCUGUCGUUUGGAGUGACUCCCGCCCUCUCACCGCCAUCGCCCGUGGCACCGUCCAACGCACUGCGCGGCCUGUACCUCCUCGCAACCGCGAUUGCGACGCUCAUCGGUGCGGCGCUUGGAAUCUUCUUCUACACGUUCACAAAGUACUGGGUCGGCGCGGCCGGAGGGUUCGCGUUUGGCUGGUUCCUCCUCGCACUGCGCAAGGGCGGUCUCGUUGGCCAAAGCGUUGGUGGCAGGUGGGGCAUUGUGGGCGGCUUGACCGUCAUUGCCUUUCUCCUUACGCUGGUGCCCAAGUGCCAUGAAACCGUCCUACUCAUCAGCAGCGCCUGGAUCGGUGCCACGGCGUUUACGCUUGGCGUCGACUGCUUUACGCGUGCAGGGCUGAAAGAGUUUUACAUCUACAACCUCGGAUACGGGACCAUCUUCCCCAGCCUCAAUGGCGGCAAGUUUCCGCUCACGCAAAACAUGCAAGUCGAGCUGGGUGUUGUCGCUGCUGCUGCCAUUAUCGCCGCCGCCAUCCAGUUCAAGAUCCUCGAGCACCUCAAGAAGCGCCGCCGGCACAUCAAGGAGGAGGAAGAGGCCCGUAUCGAGGCCGAGCAAAUCGACAAGGCGGCUGAAAACUUUAAGAACGUCGACGCCGAGCUCGCAGAGUGGGAGGGCAAGCAUGGCGAAAGCAGCCCCGGUGUCCUUUCCCGCGGACUCAUUCCUUCUUCCACUUACACACUGGUGGGCAGUGGAAGUGGCGGCAGCGGCCACAAAGAGAUGCUCGCGUCGGGCGAGUCACCGCCCCGCAACUCUCAACUUGUCGAGCCUCGCCGUCUGUCGCUUCUCGAGGAGAUGGGCUAUGCCGACGAAAAGAACACCUCCGCCAGCCCCUCGACUCCGGCCACACCAGUGGACCCCGAGUUGGAACAAAAGCUCAUGCUCCUUGCCGAAGUCCGUCGCGCUCGCCAGAGCGUCCGCUCGUCCAUGGACGCUCUCAGGUCUUCCGCGACGACUCCCUCUGAAUCCCUCUCGGGGACCGCCGUGCUCGAGCGUACCGCCAGCCCGGCGUCUGGCAUCAUCAUGCACAGCCGCAACAACUCGGCCACUUCCGGCCGCCUCCUCGACCCGUCGUCGGCGUCGCAGCACAUUCGCAGCCCCUCUGGUUCCGGCAGUGUGCUCCUUGACGAACGUCUGCGCCGCGACUCGCUUGGGUCGCGUCAGCUCAUGGCCGCGGACCCUGUCGCACGCACCUCGUCUGCGGGCAGCCGUCCCACUGCCAGCACGGAACCCCUCAUUGACCGCUCGUCCAUGGACCAAAGGCCCCGCUCCGAAUGGGACGAAUACGUCGCCUCGCGCACCAUCACCACUGCUCCCUCUGCCGCUCCCGUUCAGCCCCGAUACUCGGUCGUCUCGGAAAGCGUCCAGCGCGCCAUUGCUCAACGGCACGAACGCUCGACGAGCAUGUAUGCGCGUAACCCCGACGCCUUGACCCCAGGCCACGAGUACGGCCAGCACCUGGCCCGCACGUUCUCGAACGAACCGCAGGUUCCGCUCAGCCCGCCCGCCCGUCGCCGCAGCAGCGCGCACUAUGAGCGCGAGCGCCGCACGUCGCGCUUAAUGACGACGGACGAGCUCGCCGACCGCCACCGCGAGAUGCUCGCGCGCAUGCAGGACCGCGUCUCGGGCCCGUACAAGGAGGAACAGGCGCUCGAGUCGGCCAAGGAGCAGUGGGAGAAGCGCAAGCGCGAGGAGCGCGAGGAACAGCGGCGCCGCGAGGCGGAGCGCGCACCCAAGGCCGAGCGCGGCGACACGGCCGGAGGCGGCGGAGCGAGGGUGUCGACGUCGGACGACCGCGCAAAGCGGACCGAGGACUGGCGCCGCAGCGUCACGUCGCCGCCCAAGACCACGGCGGCGCUCCCGACCACUCCCUCGCGCGGUGGUAGCGGUACCGCAGGUACCACCGCCGCCGGCGAGCGUGACCGCGACCGCGACCGCCGUGCGUCCAUGGCGGAGGAACGCCGUCGUACCAGCACGUACGCGUCGCCCUCCAAGCCCGCCGCCGCCGCCGUCACCGGCACCCGCCGUUCGUCCGUCAGCAGGCGCCCGAGCAGCGGCUUCAUCGCAUAG